AAAAACAAACAAAAUAACCAACCACCAACUAACUGACUGAUCCCUGCUUCCUCUUUUGUCUUUUUAAGUUCACUUCCGCUCAACCUAAAAAUUCAUUCACCUGUGUUCACUAAAUUACGAAGAAUUCAUACGCAUUCCGCUAACUAUUGGGCUGAAUAGCUGGUUGGGCACUGACUUUGUUGAGUGAGCAAUGAGUAUCAGAUUACAAAUUGUUAUUAUUAAUGAAUUGAGAAUCAUCUUUACGUAGCCUCUCGAAUAAACCCGAAGUGUGGUGAAAGUCCAAACAGUUGUGAAACAUUACGGAUACAAAAUUUCAUACUAGGAUUUUGAGGUGAAUGUGGAUUAAUAAUUACAUAUUGACAAUAAUACAAGACUGAAGCUGCCUUCCAACUCCAUACAAGCCUUUCAAAUCCAGACGUCAAAGAAAACAAUUUUCUAGAAUAACUCUCUCGUGAGCGAAAGCGAUACAUCGAAUGGCCAAUAAGGCUUGUACAUAGUUUUACCUCAGUAUUUUAUUUUGUCUCAUGAAUCUCAACAAGGGCAAGGACAUUUCACAAAUCACUGGUACGGAUUUAGUCGCCAUCAUCAUUUAAAAUUUAAAUGUCCAUGUAUGCAGUUCAUCAACAGGUCUCGUCGCAAGAGCUACUACUACUGACUUACUACGACUGCAUACAUACAUACUUGACCGUUUUUGGAGUUUUCAAGAGUUGAACUUGCAUAGUAGUAAAGUCCAUCCAGUACUCUUCCCUGUGAUCAAUUUAAAACUGCAACAAGUAUUAUUGUACCGAGUUUGCUACCUAAUGUUCGAAGAACAGACGCGUGUGUGACAAUAGAUUACAGAUAACAGAGUCUGACUAAGCAAAAACUCAGCUAUAAUAAAUUGCAACCAUUGACCACGCUGUACAUCUACAUAUACGUGCAUACCACCCCACCAGCACAACCUUUGUGAUAAUAAUCACGUGACAAAGAGACAAAAAUGGGAUCAUCAGCUACUCCCCCAUGGAUGUCAGAACUUGCAGCACGGAAUCAUAAAAUACUCCGGAAUAUUAUAUGGCAUUCGUCCGACUCUUAUUUCAAUGGGGACGAGGCAGAUGGGGAAGAUGUCCACCCUGCUGAAGGUAAUGAGUCAGUGCCUACUUCAAAAACGGGAGGAAAUCAUAAAAAACAGGUUGUUGAACCAAAAUCCACAUCCAUCCGAAUGAAUGUGACACAGCAUCACACAACAAGUGGGAGAACAACGAUGGCAGCCGUGGUUCAAGAACAAAUGCACAAAACGAAGGCUGCUAAUAAACGGAAAACCAGCACCGAAAAGUCGAGCCCAAUUCGGGAGGACGGUGGCGGAUUUAUGGACGAUGUGAAUAAUUCAAAGUCGAGACAAUACCUGAGAAACGGGGAGGAGGAGAGCAUUCUGGAGUAUGGGCCUGGAAUUGUACGAAAACUACGGUCGCGAUAUCAAAGCCUGGCUUUGCGUCAGUACAGCACCAGACCUAGUUUGCGGAGAUCAACCAGUCUCGAAAACAUUAUUGAUCUUGACACAUCUGCUGGGGAGGGGAUUAUUAGCAAUCAUCGUGAUUCUUCCAGCCCAACUCCAUUUAGCCAAAAUUACACAAAUAAAAAGACCUCGUCGUCGGAUAACAAAGGGCGAGAUGAUAAGGAUGGUGGUGAUGAUUAUCAGCACCAUACUGAAGGUGGAACAUCUACUGCCGAGAUGACCAAAUCCAAGUCAGCUACGGUUGUCCUCGAAAAUAGAAGCAAUAGUCAAAUGUAUGAAAAGAAACCCCCAGGACCAAGGGGACGGGCGGCCGUUUCAGAGCGAAGGGACCGCAUGAGACGAGCUCGUUCUGUGGAUACUCUGCAACGUACUAAACACGAGGAGGAAAUUUUGGAAAAAUUUAAGGCUGUGGUUUUACCGAAAGAGGAAAUUGUGAUUAUUGAAGUUUCUAGACCACGAGCCAAUCUAAAUGGAUUAGGAGGAUUGUCGAAUAACGCAUAUUAUCUGCCCACUGCCGCUGGAGAUAAAGCUUAUCCAACUCAGCUUUAUAUUAGUCCAGACCGAACUGCUGCUGGAUUAACGUCUGAAAGUGAGCAUCGACGAUCCAGAAGCUUUGUUUCCCCUGAACAUGAGUUACCUCAGAUACCCUCGAACAUUGUUCGGGAAACUGCCAGGAUUUUUGAAAAGAAUACAACUAACAAACGAGUUGGUCACGCCCUGAGAUUGACCCACUCAUCUAUCAAUUCCUCCAACCCAAGUUCUCCAACCCCUCCGCCCCAAAAAGUACCUACUUCUACUUCCAUUACUACCACCACCAUGGCACAGGGGGUGCAAAGUAUUUCUGAGAAUAAGAUACCCGUUUCUUCUGGGUACAACAUUACUAAUGCAAAGCCACCAUUAUUAAAACAAAUUGGGAUAAUCAAACCCACUCUCAGCCACUCGAUAAAUGGUGAUCAAGGUUCAUUAUAUAGGACCAGUGAAUCAAAAUCAAAUAAUAACAUCCUGUCCCCUAUUCUGAGUCCUACUCAACAACCUUACAAGCUAUUUCUUCAACAACAUUCAUCUAAACCUCCAUUAAGUCCAAAACCUCUUUUCACAUCCUCUCCAAAACCACCUCAGAGUCCACAGGUGGUUGAAUCCCCAACUUCUCCAAUUAUUACAAGUCAUCCGUCGCCGGCAAGUUAUUCUAUGAUGCGGCAACAAUCCUCAUCCAACUCUCACCCUGUCCCCACUAAGAAUGUUGAAAUUUCUUCAUUUUCACCAAUUAAUAGGGUGAGCAAUGAUGAAUCAGCAUCAUCGUCCAGGGAUUCUGUUGGUGAUAAAGUCCUGCUGGUAUCAAGCAAAGAAAAGGAAAAGGAACUGCCAUCUAGCUUUAGACAACCAUUGAAGCACAUUCCCAAUAGUUUUACAAUAGACGCCAAUGCAAAAGAAAUCGUACCCGCAUCUGUUCCACUUGCAAAAUCUAAAAAAUCUAGUCCUAAUAAUUUGUCAUCCAUGAAUGGUACGAAAUUCAGGUCCACUUCUCCAACGACUGUCACUCCACCUGAACCAAAAAAUGUAAAGGCUGCAUUACCUUCAAAGUUGAAUGAGCCUUCCCCAGUUUGCAAUUUGAACGUCAAGAGUCAUGAAAGACAGAAAUCACCGUCCCCUCAACCUCACCAUCACCACCAACAGCAAAAGGCAAAUAAUAAUAUCCCACCGGUUGCUCCGCCACCUGUACCACAAAGGAAAGUUGUUGAAGAAUCUAAUUCCAAUAAUGCAUCCCAACUUAGGGUCCAUCAAAAGCAAAAGUCAAAUCAAGGAGGAAACUCGCCAAUGGUAUUCAAUUUUACAACCAGAUCAUCUGUCCCUGACUAUAUUGAAGACGAUGGACUUCACAAAGGAAGGCUAACUUUGUCUGGAACAGUUACUGAUGAAUCGGCGGAUGACAUUGACUCAACAACUGACUUCCAAUUUGAUGCCAAGCUGAUUUUUGUUGUGGGUGGAAAUGUGAUAAUCAACGGAAAGAGUUCAAUUCAAAAGAGACCGAAAUCAACAAAGAUGAACAUCUCUUUCAAUGAGGAGGCAAUAACCACGUAUGAAUACCCAUCAGAGUUGUCCUUGUUGGUUGAUGAUGAUUCCAAUGAGAAAGACAUGCUGGGUCAUAAAGGCCCAAGCGUUAUCAACAAUUCUGGAAGUGGACUGAGUAGUUAUACUUCCAAACUUGCGAAUAAUGACUAUCAACUGGGAAAUUUUGACGCCCCUUCUCCGAAAAAGACAGAAAUUAAAAAAAGUGAAACAGAAUUAAUUGAGGAUUAUUUGAAACCGGAUUCUGAAGACACAACUUGGAGUAAUGAAAUAACAGCAGAUAUCCUGUUUUAAUUUAUUAUUUGUAUUAUAAUCUAAUUCGAGUCGAAAUUCGCAACUGCCUUAGUCCAGUGUCCCUCUGAUUAGUUAGUGAUUCAAAUCUUGCCUCUUCAAUAUCGACAAUACUUUCCAUUUUGAGCAUAAAAAUUAUUUCCAAGUUUUACUUAUUAAUUUAUAUACCAAAAGGUAUUACAUUAUAAUAUAUUCAUUCCACUCACUCAAGGCCAAGGCUCAAUAAGUUACGUGAUAAAUUCUUGAGUAAUGCAAAGUGUCUGUAAAAUCCUUGCACAGUAUAAGUAAAUACCAUUAAUUAUUAUGAACAGAACAA
Molecule: messenger RNA, 4166 nt
Organism: Folsomia candida
Lineage: Eukaryota; Metazoa; Arthropoda; Collembola; Entomobryomorpha; Isotomidae
Gene: bif
Product: serine/arginine repetitive matrix protein 1
Exons: 8
Coding region: 977-3853 (958 amino acids)
Source: RefSeq, a predicted model, not a curated record